AUGGAAAACGGGACAUCUACCAAUACACCGGGUGAGGGCAAGGACCCGUCUGGCUUCCUCUCAGAUAUCAUCGGCAAUCCUGUCACCGUCAAGUUGAACUCAGGCGUCGUUUACAAGGGCGAACUACAAUCUGUUGACGGGUACAUGAACAUUGCUCUAGAAAAGACAGAAGAGUACGUGAAUGGCGUAAGGCGAAGAGCAUACGGUGACGCCUUCGUAAGAGGCAACAACGUCAUGUACAUCUCGGCGGACUCAUGA
Messenger RNA from Annulohypoxylon maeteangense, 258 nucleotides. RefSeq names its product U6 snRNA-associated Sm-like protein LSm6. Gene Ontology annotation, biological process: maturation of SSU-rRNA; mRNA splicing, via spliceosome. The coding region runs from base 1 to 258 and encodes 85 amino acids. Lineage: Eukaryota; Fungi; Ascomycota; Sordariomycetes; Xylariales; Hypoxylaceae. The transcript has 3 exons. The record is from RefSeq and is a predicted model, not a curated record. Gene Ontology annotation, cellular component: nucleolus; P-body; sno(s)RNA-containing ribonucleoprotein complex. Gene Ontology annotation, molecular function: RNA binding.